GACAGAAGUGUCACCAUGGAGCUGGUCGGGUCCCUCAGCUUCCUCCUGCUCUUCCUCCUCCUCCUCCUGCUGCUGCUGCUGCUGGGGAAGGGGCGGCAGGGGGGGCACCCACUGCCCCCCGGGCCUCCCGCGCUGCCACUGCUGGGAAACCUGCUGCAGCUGUCCCCAACCAGGACCCUGGAGGGGCUGCUCAAGCUCAGUGAGAAGUAUGGCCCUGUGUUCAUGGUGUGGCUGGGGACCCGUCGGGUGCUGGUGCUCUGUGGACACGCUGCAGUGCGCGAGGCGCUGGUGGACAACGCCGAGGCCUUCGCUGGGCGUGGGCGCCUGCCCACCAUGGAGAGCACCUUCCAUGGCCACGGGGUGGUUUUCGCCAACGGGGAGCGCUGGCGGCAGCUGCGCCGCUUCUCGCUCUCAGUGCUGAGGGACUUCGGGAUGGGCCGGAAAAGCAUCGAGAGCCGCAUCCAGGAGGAGGCGCAAGCGCUGCUGAAGGAGCUGCGAGACACCCGGGAGAAGCCAUUUGACCCCACGUACCUGCUGAGCUGCGCUGUGUCCAACAUCAUCUGCUCCAUCGUGUUCGGGAACCGCUUCGACUAUCGCGACAGCGAGUUCCUGGAGCUGCUGCGGCUCAUGAACGAGAGUUUCCGGGAGAUGAGCACCCCCUGGGCGCAGGUGUUCGACAUGCAAGAGACGCUGAUGCAGUAUAUGCCGGGCCCGCACCGGCGCAUCCCCAUGAUGCUGGGGCGGAUGCGCAGCUUCAUCGCCCGGAGGGUGCGGGACAAUGCGGCCUCGCUGCAGCCCGGGGCCCCCCGCGACUUCAUCGACUGCUUCCUGCAGCACAUGGAGAAGGAAAAGUCAAACCCCUCCUCGGAGUUCACGCUGGAGAACCUGGAACUCACCACCCUCAACCUUUUCUUUGCUGGCACCGAGACCGUCAGCUCCACCCUACGCUACGGCUUCCUCAUGCUCAUGAAGUACCCGCACGUGCAGGAGAAGGUGCACGAGGAGAUCGACCAGGUGAUCGGCCGCGAUCGGGCGCCCACUCUGGAGGACCGGGGCCGGAUGCCGUACACGGAUGCCGUGAUCCACGAGAUCCAGCGCUGCAGCGACCUCAUCCCCCUCAACGUCCCCCACCGUGUCACCCGCGACAUCGUCUUCCGUGGCUACUUCAUCCCCAAGGACACCGACGUGUACCCACUGCUCAGCUCCGUCCUGCAUGACCCCUCCGUCUUCAAACACCCCAACGCCUUCGACCCCACGAAUUUCCUGGAUGAGAGUGGCCGCUUCAAGCGCAAUGAUGCCUUUGUCCCCUUCUCCUCAGGGAAGCGGCUGUGCCUGGGUGAGGGUCUGGCAAGGAUGGAGCUGUUCCUGUUCCUCUGCACCAUCCUGCAGAACCUGCGACUGCAGCCACUGCAGCCCCCAGAACAGCUGUCGCUGAAACCACUGGUGUUCGGCUUCACCAAAACCCCCCCCGUCUACCAGCUGCGCAUGGUGCCGCGCUGACCCCCUCCCACACCGAGACCUCCCCAGACCAGGAACAUCCUCCCCCCAGCACCCAGACUGCCCCCCACACAUACUGAGACCCCCUCCGGGACUGGGAAAUCCCCCUGUUAUUGGGAACCCCCCAGCACCAGGACCCCCUGGUACAGGGAGCCCCGCAGUACUGGGAACCCUUCCUGGUACUGGGACCCCCCCCAGCAUUGAGAACCCCUGCAUCAGGACCCCCCCAGCAUUGGGACACCACCCAGGUACCAGGAUUCCUCCAGCACCAUGAGCCCCUUGCAGCACUGGGACCCCCCCAGCAUUAGGAACUCCCCUGGGCACCAGGACCCCCCUUGCACCAGGAACUUCCUCCCAGUACUAGGACCCCCACAGCAUUGGAAUGCCCCUUCAGCAUUCAGACCACCCCAGCACCAGGACCUCAUAGUACAGAAACCCUCAGCACUGGGAACCACCCCGUGGGACCUUGACCUCCCCUGGAACCAGGACAUCCCCCGAGCAUUGCAAACACCCCCAGCACUGGGACCCCACUGGCACCCAGGUCCCCUGGCACAGGGACCUCCCGAGCACCAGGAAUCCCUCUUGCACCAGGACCCUCCCCCAGCACUGAGAACCCCCCGGCACUGGGAUCCCCCAGCAUCGGGACCCUCCAGCAGUAGGACCCCUGACAUUUGGAACUCCAUCCCAGCACUGAAAACCCCUCUCCACCAUUGGGACACCCCCCCCCCCGCCCGACACACAGCAGGAAACCCUCCUGGCACCAGGACCCCUAGUACCGGGAACGCGCUCUGGUACUGGGACCCAUCCCCCCGCAUUGGGAACCCCCCCCGGCAUCAGGACCCCCUCCAAGCAUUGAGCCCCCCAUAAAGUCUCUCGUGAACUCA
Columba livia (rock pigeon) is the source of this 2381-nucleotide messenger RNA. Its product is annotated as cytochrome P450 2G1-like. Gene Ontology annotation, cellular component: cytoplasm; intracellular membrane-bounded organelle. Gene Ontology annotation, molecular function: heme binding; iron ion binding; oxidoreductase activity, acting on paired donors, with incorporation or reduction of molecular oxygen, reduced flavin or flavoprotein as one donor, and incorporation of one atom of oxygen. Bases 16 to 1500 code for a protein of 494 amino acids. The record is from RefSeq and is a predicted model, not a curated record. The transcript has 9 exons. Lineage: Eukaryota; Metazoa; Chordata; Aves; Columbiformes; Columbidae. Gene Ontology annotation, biological process: xenobiotic metabolic process; epoxygenase P450 pathway.